AUGGCUGCACAGCUUUGGGGUCAGGGUUUUCUCGGAGCGUGGCUCCACCGGUGCAACCUCACUCUGACCCGAGGCCUCCAAAGUCGCUCCAGGGUGGGCUCCAUUCAUCCGAAGCCCGGGGCGUGUGGCCGGAGCCCGGGGCUGCGCUGCGUCCGCCACUUCCGUGCCGCCCGCUGCACGGCCUGGAAGCAGCCCCUGGCCGUGGCCGAGGUCGCCCCGGGGCGCGUCGAGCCUCACCAGGUCCGAGUGGGUGUGCAUUUCUGUGGCGUGAACUUCGCAGAUUUACUGCUCUGCCGCGGUCAGUAUCAGGAAAGACCCUCGCUCCCCUUCACGCCCGGAAUGGAGUUUUCUGGCAUUGUGUUGGAGACAGGGGCAGAGGUCAACUCCGUGAAGGAGGGGGACCGUGUCAUGGGUGUGAGUGGCCUUAAUGGCAUGGCCGAAGAAUGCAUCACUGACCAACAGUUGCUGUGGAAGGUUCCUGAAACAGUUUCCCUCCAAGAAGCUGCUGUUCUCCCUGUGUCCUAUGGGACAGCAAUUUUGGCCCUUGAUCAUCGGGCCUGCACCCAGCCCGGAGAGACUGUCUUGGUAACCGCAGCGGCUGGGGCCACAGGUCUGGCUGUGAUUGAUGUGGCGACAAACGUUCUUAAGGCCAAGGUGAUCGCGGCUGCUGGAAGUGUGGAGAAGUGCCAGCUGGCAUUACAGAGAGGAGCCUGGGCCUGCAUAGACUACAGCCAGGAGAGUGUGAAGGAGGCCGUGAGGGCACUGGUGGGCAGCAGUGGCGUCCACGUGGCCAUUGACACUGUGGGAGGGGACGUCUGCCUGGAUGCCCUCCGCAGCCUGGCCUGGGAGGGGAGGCUGGUGGUGGUUGGCUUUGCUGGUGGCAUCAUUGCUUCCCUGCCGGCCAACCUGCUGCUCCUGAAGAAUGUGUGUGCCAUGGGACUGUACUGGGGCCGCUACCAGCGCCAGGCCUUCCCGGUCUUCUCCAAGGUUCUCUCCUCUGCGCUCCGGCUCUGCCAGCAGGGCUGCAUCUGUCCAUAUGUGGGUGCAGUGUUUCCACUGGAGGAGGUCAAUGCCGCCUUCCUUCAUGUAUCACAACGCAGAUCUACAGGCAAGGUGCUCCUGGCGCUCAAGUGAAGGCUUGCCUGCCCACACAGCCCAGCCACUCCAAAUCCAAGUCAACCAAUCCGGAACCAUCUGCACCCUGUCCCUCUGUGCACAUGGUCUUCCUGCCUCUAGAGAUGUUGCUUCUCGCCUUACUAAUCCAGGUUGAAAAUAAAUUUUUUGUUUUUGUUGAAA
Suncus etruscus (white-toothed pygmy shrew) is the source of this 1296-nucleotide messenger RNA. Its product is annotated as quinone oxidoreductase-like protein 2. NCBI's taxonomy places the organism in Eukaryota, Metazoa, Chordata, Mammalia, Eulipotyphla, Soricidae. Bases 1 to 1134 code for a protein of 377 amino acids. The transcript is spliced from 9 exons. Gene Ontology annotation, molecular function: oxidoreductase activity. The record is from RefSeq and is a predicted model, not a curated record. Gene Ontology annotation, cellular component: mitochondrion.